Molecule: messenger RNA, 615 nt
Organism: Fonsecaea erecta
Lineage: Eukaryota; Fungi; Ascomycota; Eurotiomycetes; Chaetothyriales; Herpotrichiellaceae
Exons: 2
Coding region: 1-615 (204 amino acids)
Molecular function (GO): ubiquitin binding
Source: RefSeq, a predicted model, not a curated record
AUGUCCUCAACAGUCGACGAGGAAGCCACCAUCUCGAUCCCGAGCCUUGCCUUCGUCGCCGUGCUAGGAUAUUUCAUCUAUCGCUACUUCUUCUCUUCCCGCCCAGGCCCCGAUGGCGGCUCUCCAACAUCCUCUCCUGCCUCCAGAAACACCACCCCUGGGAUCCGUUUCACGCCGGCGCAGGUUGAUCAGAUAGCCCAAAUGUUUCCGCAGUUAAAUCGCCGGGAUAUAAUGUGGGAUUUGCAUCGCAACAGAGGCAGUGUGGCGGCUACAACGGAAAGAGUGCUGACGGGAAGAGGAUUGGAUCCGGCUCCGCCUUCAUUCCAACCGCCCCCGUCGUUUAUGGCCACGUCCUCUGAAUCAACAGCUACCACCCCCACUGUAAUAACACCCUUCAAAAAGCCUCCGCCGCCGGAUUUGAUCACGCGGUACAAUUUACAAGCGAAGGUAAACUCCAAGGGGAAAGAGCGAGAAGAAGAAUCACCGCCGCCGGGAUGGACCAGCAACAAAGAGGAGCGACAGAAGAUGCUCCAGAGACGGCGAGAAGAAAUGAUUCUCGCUGCUCGGAGGAAGAUGCAGGAAAAAGAUGCAGACAAUGGACAGCCUCCAUCUUAG